CGCCAGUAAGAAGGGCGCAGGGGAAGAAAGUCAGUCUGCCUGCAGUUGAAGGUAGUUUGAAGAGCGGAGCGCUGUGGGGGGCAAAUAAGAUUCAAAUAUGAGAAGAUUCAGAAGAGACUGGGCUCAUAGAAGGGACUCAGGAAGAUACCAAAGAAGGAGAGAAUAUUUUGAUGAGCCAGAAACCAGCUAUUCGAGCAGCCGAGGGCGCCCGACACGUGAAGAGGUAGUGACGCCGCCACUGCCGGAACAAGCUGCUUCGGGGUCCCUCAUGGCCACGUCUGUGGACUUUAAAACUCACGUAGAUCAGGCAUGUAGAGCUGCUGAGGAAUUUGUCAAUAUUUACUAUGAGACAAUGGACAAAAGAAGACGGGCACUAACCCGGCUGUAUCUGGAGAAGGCCACUUUAAUAUGGAAUGGAAAUGUUGUUACAGGGCUGGAGGCCCUAGCUAAUUUUUUUGAGAUGUUGCCUUCUAGUGAGUUCCAGGUCAAUAUGUUAGAUUGCCAACCAGUUCAUGAGCAAGCUACUCAGGCCCAGACUACAGUUCUCGUUGUGACCAGUGGAAUUGUGAAGUUUGAUGGAAACAAACAACACUACUUCAACCAGAACUUCCUGCUGACUGCCCAGUCUACUCCUAACAACACUGUGUGGAAGAUUGCAAGUGAUUGCUUCCGUUUCCAAGAUUGGGCUAGUACUUAAAAGGGGGCAAAAGUCCAUUCUUCUUUGGUCCAUUAGUUCCAGCAACAGAAAUUUAUGUGAAGUAAUUCAUUUCAUUAUGGAAGCACUAUAAACUAAUAAGUGCUGAAACUCUGUUUUCUUUAAUACUUUUUUUAUUCCUAGCAGCACCUUUUUUAGCAGCUGCCUGUUUGGAUCAUUGCCCUUAAAAGCUUUAAUGCUAGUUUUUUACAUGCCUUAUAUACAUUUCACUAAUAACAUUCUUACAGUAAUACUGUACACAUGGUCUCUGUAUUAAUAUACUCACUGUGAGCCCAGCCUAUUGCAAAAAUGAAAUUCUUUUGUAAUACUAUCUAUGGGAUAUCAGCACAAAGUAACUCUCUGGGAAAAAGUGGAGUUUUUUGGUCAUUGUUACUAGCUUAAUUUCUUAGUAAGACACAUACCUAUUUUCAGUAUUGCUGGUAAUGCAAUUGUAAUGUAAGGCUUUUCCAAAUCCAUUCAGUGAAGGCAUUACUAAUUUAGGUUUGCAUAGCUACUCUGACAUACUAACACGUAGAGAUGUUCGGUAGUCUUUCUUCGUGUUAAGUGUUUUAUGUUGGCAUGUUUUCUUACAGAGUGAAUCUACUAAAACGUUCCCAGUUGAUACUUGAGUAUUGGAUUACUCAGUGAUUUAAAAGCAGAACUACUUAAAAAGAUUUCUCUUGGCAGCUCCAAGUUUGUAACUUUAGGUAACAAAUGAUAGUAGGACUCAUAGCUUUAAUGGGAGAAUGGGGAGUGAGAAAUGGAGAGAUCCAAGGUUGGCCAAAAAUUAAGAACGGUGGCCAAAUGGUAAAUGUUUGGUACUUGUUUUCUACCUCCUAAAAAUGUAGCCUAUUUUUAGGAUUUAAGUCAUAAAUUAGCCUUCUAAAUGGUCCUACGUGUGAGAAGCAAUAACCCUGACCCUGCAGGGUCUGACAGGAAAGUGGGAAACCAAGCCAUUGCUCUCUCUUCGGGACACUCUUCACUUCUAAGUCUUCCAUGUGAACUUCAGGCCAGAAGUCUCCUAUGUAUUACCCACCCCCUGAAAUAAGUGUUUUCUUUGUUUUACACUGUUGGCUGUGUUUUUCUUUCUUUUUUACUUAUUUAAAGUUAAAAUUAUUUAAUAUGAUUUGUUUUUCUGUUGAGCAAAUAGAACUAUUGUAAGGCAUGUUCCUGUCAUGUGGCUAGCUCUGUCUUUUUAAAGAGCAAAUAGAGGACAGCAGAUUUUCAUAAGCCCCUACACUUCAAAAGAACAAAUUGAUUCAUGUUAUAUCUUGACAUAUAAAGAGAAAAGGCUAGCUUUGGUUUUUGUAAAACUUUAAAGUUUUCUCCAUGCUUUUGUUCAUCAUUUCGGUGUUUUUAAGUGAAAGGUGCCAGCUUCGUUUCUCCAUUGCAACUCAAAUAUAAGGUUUCUUAUCGCUUACUUUGGAAAGCAGAAGUUCCUUUACCCUUGACCCAAACUGCAUGUUUCACUUCUGAUGUGUUAACAGAAUAGAAUUAAAUAUUGGAAAAGGGGGUGGAACUGAAAUUUAGACCCACAGUCUCUUAUACUGCUGAUCAAAACUUAAACAUUAUAGUCUACUCAGAGUGAGCUUAUUCUCAUUUUAGAAUGGCUGUUUACAUCUAUGCCUUCAGCAGCAAAUAAUCAGUGCCUAACACUGACCUUUCCCUGGUAGAGAACAAUCUCAAGUAAAAAGCUGCAUAUAACUAGCAAUAACUGAAUUGAGUGGUUAUAUUGUAUGUUUUAAGACUUCUGUAUGCAUUGCUCUUUCCAAACUCUGUAUAACUUUUAAAUGGCUGGAACUACUCUUGUAUGGACUAAGACUAUUUUUGACAUGCACAUAUUUUUGUAACUUGAAAAAAAUAAAAUUUGCCUUGUGACAAGUUUUCUCAA
Molecule: messenger RNA, 2585 nt
Organism: Canis lupus familiaris (dog)
Lineage: Eukaryota; Metazoa; Chordata; Mammalia; Carnivora; Canidae
Gene: NXT2
Product: nuclear transport factor 2 like export factor 2
Exons: 5
Coding region: 98-697 (199 amino acids)
Biological process (GO): protein import into nucleus
Cellular component (GO): nuclear pore central transport channel
Source: RefSeq, a predicted model, not a curated record